This is a messenger RNA of Anopheles arabiensis, 648 nucleotides long. RefSeq names its product zinc finger matrin-type protein 5. Gene Ontology annotation, molecular function: zinc ion binding. The record is from RefSeq and is a predicted model, not a curated record. Gene Ontology annotation, cellular component: U12-type spliceosomal complex. The transcript has 3 exons. NCBI's taxonomy places the organism in Eukaryota, Metazoa, Arthropoda, Insecta, Diptera, Culicidae. The coding region runs from base 22 to 450 and encodes 142 amino acids.
UUGUUUGUAGAGACAUUUAGCAUGGGACGUAAAUAUUACUGCGACUAUUGUGAUAAACGGAUACAAAACGAUUACAACAUAAUCAAACAACACAAUGUAGGGCUGCCACAUCUUCGAGCGAAGGCUGAAUACUUUCAACAAUUCAAAAGUAUUAAAGAGAUUUUAGGGGAAAUCAAAUAUAAACCGCCUUGCCGUUCAUUGAAAGAUCAUAGUGUUUGCAUGUUUGGGGUACUAUGCAGAUAUCGUCAUUAUACAUCAGAGACAAUUCGGGAAAUGCAACAGUUUGUUCAACGUCCGAAAGAGUUUAAUCCUAAAAGAUCGGAACGACUGCGUAAAUACUUGCGAAAUGUAAUGGUUCGUACGGAGCUAUUCGUUAAAAAACGAUACAAUCAACAUGCGAUGGAAAAAUUACCACCUUCUAUGAUACAAAUCGAAGAUUCUUCCAAGUAGACGCCAGCCAGAAACACCGUCUUAUUUGGGAAACAAGUUUUUUGUUUAACCAUCUAUGAAUCGCGUAAUAAGCGAAUUUGCAUUUGUUAUACAUCAUCCAUCAUCGAUUAAUUGUUCCAGAAAGCUUAUUUAACUUAACUUAUUUAGAUGGAAGAAAGCUCCCCAAAAAUUUAAUAAAAUACAUCCAAAACUACUUUA